Molecule: messenger RNA, 1395 nt
Organism: Phyllotreta striolata
Lineage: Eukaryota; Metazoa; Arthropoda; Insecta; Coleoptera; Chrysomelidae
Source: the annotation of a GenBank genome assembly
AGUAGUAAGUUCUUAUAUUCAGGAAGAUUGGUAGCAGGAGCAAAAUUUGGUUUUCUACAAAAAGUGGUCUACAAGUGUUUUUACUCAGGGACGACGAGCUCUUCGAGAAAUCAAUAUGAAGUGCUCCGUAUUAUUUUUAUUGUUCGUUAGUGCAGUUUGUUCCGCACCAGCGGAUGAGGAACCUUUAGCCCAAUUAGUCAGUGGAAACCGACAGUUUGCUGCCAAAGUAUACAAAGAAAUACUGAAAACCAAUCGAGGCAACCUAAUCUUCAGUCCUUUCUCCGCCGAAACCGUCUUGGCUCUUCUCUCCGCCGGCGCCAAAGGGGACACCCUGGAUGAACUUGUCACGGGAGUCUCCUUGCCCUCCGAUCAACAGAACCUCCAGAGGGCCUUCAAGGAGCUGCUGCCCAAACUGAAAUCCGACCACGAGAACCUGAAAUUGCUCAGCGCCAACAGGAUUUACGCCAAGAAGGGCCUGAAGUUAGAGCCAGACUUCAACAAAGUGGCUGUUGAUAUCUACGGAUCCUCCAUAGAGCAAGUGGAUUUCAAGCAAAACGUCGAAGCAGCGAACACCAUAAACAGUUGGGUGGAAGACCAGACCAACCACAAGAUCCAAGAUCUGAUCUCUAAGGAGGAUCUCGGCGAAGAUACGGCCAUGGUGCUGGUCAACGCCCUGUAUUUGAGCGGCCAGUGGCUGCACACCUUCAGCCCCUUCACCACCAAAAAUGAGAAAUUCUGGAAGACCGCCAAUGACGCCGUGGAUGUUCCCACUAUGAGUCAAACCGCCACGUUCAAUUACUACGAUAGCAAAGAACUGGGAGCGCAGAUUUUGGAAUUGCCUUUCGAAGGGACCGAUACUGUGAAAGAUUUGAGCAUGGUUAUUGUUCUACCGCACGAAAAAGAAGGCUUGCAAUCGCUGGAGACCAACGUCGAGAAAUUACUGGCGCCUCAGGCUUUCACUAAACAACGCGUACACGUCAAAUUGCCCAGGUUCACGAUCGACUCCGAAAUUCAAUUCGUCGAUAUUCUGAAAUCGUUGGGCGUUCAAAAAAUUUUCAACGACGAUGCCGAUUUGACUGGAUUGGCUAAGACUUCCAGGAAGUUGUACGUUUCCAAAGUCAUUCAAAAGGCUUUCAUCAACGUCACCGAAUCCGGUGUAGAAGCCGCCGCUGCCACUGCAGUUAUUGGUGUCCCUCUAUCAUUGGAGUACCCAAUCCCGCCUCCACCCAUUAGAUAUUUCGUCGAUCGCCCUUUCAUCUAUUACAUUAAAAAGGGCGGAUUGGUUCUAUUCGCAGGGCGAGUAAAGAGAUAAACUGAUGUAUUUUGUGGUUUUUUUAUGCUUAAGCACGUAUAAUUUUAUAAAUAUAUUUUUUUAAAUAAAAUAAUAUUUUUAUG